Messenger RNA from Strongyloides ratti, 1170 nucleotides. RefSeq names its product Astacin-like metalloendopeptidase. The coding region runs from base 1 to 1170 and encodes 389 amino acids. The transcript has 2 exons. Gene Ontology annotation, biological process: proteolysis. The record is from RefSeq and is a predicted model, not a curated record. Gene Ontology annotation, molecular function: metalloendopeptidase activity. Lineage: Eukaryota; Metazoa; Nematoda; Chromadorea; Rhabditida; Strongyloididae.
AUGAAAAAUUUUGCUACUAUUAUAUCUUUAAUUUCUUUUCCUUCAUUGUGUAGUUUAAAAAUUGAUGAUCGAUUAAAUGAUGGAUUAACAAGAGAUAAGAGAGUUGUACAUUAUGACAAUAGUCUAAUGGAAUGGUUUCUUGACAAAGAUGAAUCUGUUUCUACUGAAUUAAAUUAUACUAUUAUUAAUAAAAAUAUUUUAGCAGCUAUGGAAAUAAUUUCAAAUAAUAGCUGUGUAAAAUUUGAAAAAAAUCGUAUAUUUAAAAAUUAUAUUCUUGGUAUAGAGAUAACAAUAGUAAAUGAUACUUAUCUAAUGCCAAAAAGAGAAUUAUUUAAAAGAAGUUAUUUUUAUUUAAGAGAAUCAUGUACUAAAGAUGUAACAUGUAUUUUUACAAAUCUUAUGAUUUAUCUUGGAAGAUCACGAGAAAGUAAUCGUUUUGAUAGAGAUAAUUAUAUUAGUAUAUAUAGAAAUAAUAUAAAAGAUUGGCCAGGUAAUUGUGAAAGAAUAUUUCAAAAAAGAGAAAUAUGGGAAAAAACUAUGGACACUGAUUAUGAUUAUGGAUCAUAUUUCCAUGUUGAAAAACUUGAAUGUAGUAAAAAUGGAAAAUUUACAGUUGCUGCAAAAGAUCUAAUUUAUGAUAAAAUGAUAGGACAACGUUAUAGACCAAAUUUUAAUGAUUGGAGACUUUUUAAUGAUGCUGUUUGUAGAAAUUUUUGUAAAAAAGGAAUAGUUUGUGAAUAUGAUAGUUAUCCAAAUUAUAAUAAAUGUGAUGAUACUUGUGUUUGUCCAAAUGGAUUUGAAGGAACAAAUUGUACAUCUCUUACACCAUCAUCAUAUGGUUGUGGUGAACAGGUUAUUUAUGCUAAUACUAUAAGCAAAGUGUUAUUUGCAACAAGUGUAAAGAAUUGUACAUUCUUAAUCAAAUCGUUAAAAGGUAAGAAAAUAAAACUUUACAUUAAAGGAAUUUAUACAAUGUAUGAAAAAAUAUGUUUUGAAAAAAUGGGUCUAGAAAUAAAAUAUAAAGCUGAUAAAGGUGUGACAGGAAAAUGCUUUUGUGGGUUAUAUCGAGAUAUCAGUUUAAAAUCUGAUAAUGAUGAAGUUUUAGUUCAAUAUACGGGAAAGUUACCAGGUCAUUAUUUUAAACUUCAUUACUAUGAAUCAAAUUCAUAA